Molecule: messenger RNA, 10518 nt
Organism: Brassica napus (rape)
Lineage: Eukaryota; Viridiplantae; Streptophyta; Magnoliopsida; Brassicales; Brassicaceae
Exons: 6
Coding region: 7716-9410 (564 amino acids)
Biological process (GO): positive regulation of transcription by RNA polymerase II
Cellular component (GO): Ino80 complex; MLL1 complex; NSL complex
Molecular function (GO): protein binding; G-quadruplex RNA binding
Source: RefSeq, a predicted model, not a curated record
CGAGGCCCAGACUAAUCUCCAAGGGGAAGUGCAGCCCACGGAUGGACCCUCUCUCCGGAUUUUCAAAUGGGUCAUAAAGCAUAGGUCUAUAUCCGCGUGGUCCGGCGUAGGGGUAAAUCUGAGAGGGAGGUUCCAACUCACCAGUGAGAUGUCUUUUCGCAGUUAGUCCUGACAUGUGUUUUCACAGUUAGCCCUCUAACCGGCUUUUUUCAAAAACCAUUUUUUCAUUUCCUCUAAAUUAAACCUCUAUACCGGUAUUUUUCCUUAUUAAUUACCUCUUACCGGUAUAUUUUGUCUUUGUAGGAAACCAGCCAGAUGUGUUUCUAUAAUUAAACCUCUAACCGGGCAAUAGAUAAGAUUAUAUGAACAAAUGGUUUUAAGAAAUAGUAAACAUAUGUGGCCUGUGUUUUAAAAGGGGGAUUCGGCUGUACAGCAAACCCUACUCUAAGCUUUAGCUCACGAGUCAUUAUUGUUACUAGCCGAUGAAUGGAUGUGAUCGUCUUCCAUUCUUACCCAUACUACUACAUGAAUAUUAUUUUCUGUAUUUAAAAUUUCUAGCUCAUUCCAGUUGAAGUAGAAAACUUAGCUUUCACGUUCGUAUUUAAAAUGGAGAAAACAUUUAAAUAAAAAAUUAUAUUUGGGACUAUUUGGCUCUUUUCAUUGGAAAUGAAAAUAGAGCAAUUUAACACCACAAUAACCCAUACACAUCUUUGAAAAAAAAAACCAUAUAUACACAUAAUCUUUACAACAUACAUACUUAUCUUGAUUAAAACCGUCAGUGGUUUUAUCUGAAACUAGCUACUAUUGAUUAUCACCUCUAAAUAUUUUAUACAAGUACGUAGCAAUUGGUCAUACAUAUUCUAUAAUUGUAAAAUUAAAACCACUAAAAAUUGGUCAUACAUAUUCUAUAAUUGGUCAUACAUGAAUAUUAUUUUCUGUAUUUAAAAUUUCUAGCUCAUUCCAGUUGAAGUAGAAAACUUAGCUUUCACGUUCGUAUUUAAAAUGGAGAAAACAUUUAAAUAAAAAAUUAUAUUUGGGACUAUUUGGCUCUUUUCAUUGGAAAUGAAAAUAGAGCAAUUUAACACCACAAUAACCCAUACACAUCUUUGAAAAAAAAAACCAUAUAUACACAUAAUCUUUACAACAUACAUACUUAUCUUGAUUAAAACCGUCAGUGGUUUUAUCUGAAACUAGCUACUAUUGAUUAUCACCUCUAAAUAUUUUAUACAAGUACGUAGCAAUUGGUCAUACAUAUUCUAUAAUUGUAAAAUUAAAACCACUAAAAAUUACGGAGAUGUAUUCAAUUUAACAUUUGAUCUGAUUUGAUUUUUAAUAGGGUUUUAGAUGAUUUCAAUAGACCGCAGAGAUUUAAGUGAUUUUUGUUAAACUACUCUAGAAUAUCACUUAAAACUAUGGGAUUUGGGUUUUAAUUUUUUUAACUAAAAAAUUCUACCCAAACACCCUAUAAUCACCUGAAAACUUUAAAACUCCACAACUUAAAAUAUUUUCAAUAACAGUGGAUUUCAAAGUACUUUAAUAAAUGUCAAAUUCAAUAACAUUGGAUUUUAAAUGAGUUUUUAAAAUUCAUGUUUCAAUAACAGUGUAUUUGUUAUUUUAAUACAAAUCAUCUGAAAUUCUCGGUUGAAUAUGUACCCCGUUUUCAGUCAUAACUUGGAUUGACAUUAGAACCGAAGCAAGCGCUUUUGAUGAUAAUAGUUAAGCGAUUUAAAAGUUUAUAUUUUUGUGGAAGUCCCUUUUAGUCUCGAGGCUGACAAAUCAUUUAGUUUUUUUUUUAAUUAAAUCGAAGUAUCUCCAAUCUAUUGAAGACUCUAGAAAAAAAAGUGCAAUCCAAAUAUAAAAUUUGUUUAUGGCAUUCAAAUAUGGACCGAAGACAAGAAUUUAUAUUCAUGUUGACAGUGGGUGAGGAACAAAUUUAGUUUAUUUCUUACAUAGUUAUAUAUAGUUUAGAUGGGAACAAAUUUUCAGAAAUGUGAAUUAUUAUACAUAAGCGAAAGCAAAUUUGUUGAAAAAUCUAGCGUAGUGGAUAUAGACUAUAAACAAAUAUACUGUUAAGAAUGUGGUGGAUAGAUAUAUCAAAAUUUCAUAGUAUUAUUUUAUUUUUCUCAUAAAUGUGUUUUUUAGAUGUAUCUUUUCGAUACUUUAUAAAUAUAUUAUAAAAAUUUGUUCAAAUAAAAAGAAAUUUACAAAUCGAUAUUCUCAUCUUCUAUUGCAAAUUGUUGACAAUCUCGUGUAUUUUAAAUUGUUCAUACAUAAUAUCAGGUCACGAGUGAGAUUUGACUUCUCAAUUCUUAUUGCUAGAUUUGAUCACGCCUUUUGAUCAAAUCUUCCGUAUCGACGGACCAAUUAAUACAAACCCAAUUUCACAAGAUAAAGUCUCACAAAUACCAUUAGUAUCCCCUUGAUGAUUUGUGUAUUUGAUUUUAUUUUGCUGGGAAAAUCCCUUUACUUUUUAUAAAAGCUCAUUUAUUUGCCUCGAAGUCUUGAAGAAUUGUGAAAAAAAAACAAUCAUGAGAAAUUGAGCAUAUACAUUCUAAAAGAAAAUUCAGGAAAUUUGUAACAUUUGAAAUACCCAAAAACAUGAUACUUUACGGUUUAUAUUAACAAUUAGUUUAGUCAUCGGUCCAUACUUUUUUGUAAAAACAAAAAGCUUAUUCAAAAAUCAAAACCAAGAAGUAGAACAUCAAACAAUUUUCUCAAAACAAAAAAAAAAGUAGAACAUCAAACAAGUAUAGGGCCCAUUCCAAAACAUGAAUUGUGUCUAGGAAAAACGGGAUUUUCGUUAACUUUUUCGUUACAUAAUUAUUUUUUUUGUCAUUGAUCCCUAAUAUAUAAAUCUAGAAUGGCUGUUCGUACUUAAUAGUUAAUAUGUACCGGAAAAAUAAUCGUAUUUACUAUUUAGGGGCGAGAGCAUGGCCUUUUAUAUAUUUAGAAUUUCUUGUUGACUAAAUCACUAUUUUGUCUUCAUUUGUAAAUGUAAUUACUCAAUUUUGGUUUAAUAAAAAAUCAAGGGAGCUCCUAACUUUGAUGACUCGGGAUCCUCAUGAUUAAACUAGUUGCCUAAUGUCUCUUUUGUCUUUUUUUUCUUUACUUCAUUUUUCGUUUUUUUUCUUCCUUCGAUUAACAUUAUUUUUGUUCUUAUAAUUUUUGAUAAUUUGACGAGAUUAGUAGAUAGCAUUGGCUUAUUUUUGUGGUGGGUGACAUUUAUGUUAAGAGACUGGCAAAUAUUGUCGCGGGUCUGAUGAAGUUCUAAUUUUGUUCUUCUAUAGUUCGUAUAUAGCUAGAAUAUUAAAUACUUAAAUGUCGUCCUAAAACAUUAUAAACACUAGAUGUCUGUAGAAUGUCAACAUUUGUAUAGCAAAUAUAUGUCUAUUAUCUGCUAAGUUUGAUAUAGAUGUUUUCAAACGUCGACAAAAGAAAGAAUGUUUUCAAAUUAUAUAUUUCGAUUAUAUCUCUGACUAUAUUAAAUAAAUCUAUCAACAAUGGGUAAUGCUAUAUGUAGUCAUGCUUAACAGCUUAAGCCAAUGAGGUUAUACAACAUGUUCAAAUGAUUAACAUUGUCAUCCAACAUAGUUGCAAAAAAAUAAACAUUUUCAUCCAACAUUCUUUUUACUUUAUAAAACACCACAUAAAUCAUCGUAUUCUUAGGAAAAACAUAUAUAUCUUUUUAAAAACAUAUAUAUCAAUUGUUUAUAAUUUAUAAAAGAUGUGUCUAGUUUCGGGAGAGUCAAGCUUCAAUCCACCAGGAAAACAUCAAAAUAAUACAUCAUUUUGAGGUAAAAAUGAGGAUAUGAAUAAUGUUACAUUCUAUUUGAGAAAAUACUAUUUACAAAACUCAUUUUAAUGUUAAGAUUUUUUAUUUGUGUAACAAUCUCUAAAAUUUUACAAAACUUCAUCGUAUGCAUAAAAACAAUCAUAUACAAAUAUUAAUAAAUGUUUUUUGUUUAAUUUGUGAAUAAUAAUUAAAAUUUUAAUGUAAUUAUAAACAACAAGUUAAUUAAAUACUUAAAUAUAAAAUUUAUAAUUUAAUAAUGAUAUAUAUAAAAUAAAAAACAGAAAAUAAAAAAUAACAUUAAUAAUACAUAACUAUUACAAAAAUACAAACAAAUUUAACACAACAUAGAAUAAUUCUUGUCAAAAAUAGUAUUGUUUAAAUAGAACUCUAUUAUUGUUUAGUAUGGGGUUAUGUAAUUUUAAUGGUGUAAGAAAUACUUUAUUCAAACAAAAUUAAAGUUUAGUUGAAAUUUUAAAAUAAAUUAUUAUAAUUUUAAAUCUUAUCGAAUAAAAUGUAUCAUUAAAAUGAACAAGAAGUUGAAAAAUGAAUAUAUUAAAAACCAAUGGAAGAAAUGAAGAAAACCAUUUCAGUGAAACUCAAACUCAAAAUAAGUUUGCAGUUUACAAAAAAAAAACUCAAAAUACGUUUACUUCAUUUUGAGAAAAUAAAUGAAAAAAAAAACAAUUAGAGAUGGUCUAAGUUAACCCAAAGCUGAAUCAACGUCAAUCUAGCCGUAAAUUCUAGUAGUAAUACUUGUCAUCAAAUUGUGUGCACUGGAAUGAUUAUAAGAGGUGAUCCGAGAUUUUUUUCCCAGUCGAGGUGAUCUAAGAUGUUAAUGUUAUUAGUAUGUUUCGAUAAAAUGUAAUUACGAUUUUUCACCUCCCCCAAGUCCAGCAGAGAGUGAAGAAUGAGCAAAGGUAAUCUUAUUAUAGGAAAGAUUCAAGAAUAAGGAUCACCUCCGGUUAUUAUUAUGCUGAUGUCUAUCACAGUAUCACUCUCGAGCCUUGUGCUCACCUUUCUUUUCGCGGCAUCUCUCCCUCUCUCUCCAUCUCUUUAUAUAUAUGCUACUCAAUCAUUCUUCUCACUAACAGUAUUUUCCGACAAUCUUCUCAAUGAUUAUAUCUAUUAUCUAUACGUCGUGUUAGAAAAAAGCUAUAUCUUUUAAGACGAGACUCAUUUAAGCAGCUAGUGUAAAGUAAGGAUUUAGAUGUGAAUCCGAUCUUUAUAAAAUGUUAGGAGUAUUAAGUAAAAAGAAGAUUUAUGUUCGCUUUUAAUGUGAGUGUAAGUUCAUUUUCCCUGCUACAUAUUUCAUUAUGAACAAUUCUGAGACUUAACAAACAAAUUUUAUUUGUAAUCUAUAACAAAUGAGAAAAAUUCUAAGAAAUUACAAAAUACGAAAACUCUAGGAACACCGAUUACAUGAUUUAAAUAUUCAUUGCCAGACCCAAUAAUAAGACCUUACAAAAUUAGCAAAACCUUGACAAUUCAGUAUCUAUUUAAAACGAAUCAGCUAUGAUAUAAAUUAACACGUUUACUUUGGUUAACUAUCAACUGUUUUGGUUUUCGAGAACUUAGAAUACCAUCUACAAUGUUUGUAUACAUUAAUUAACAAAUAUAGUUCAAGCCAAAAUCUAAGCUAAUUACCAAAACAUAUGAUAUUUUGAGUAUUUUGUUAUUUAUGCAUCCAUUAGUAUCAAACAUAAUUGAAACUAUAUGAAAUAGACUCGACCCUAGCUUACUAGGUCCUCAACGUUAGAAAACCGUUCACUCGCUUAAGUAUUACAUAGUCUUGUGGUUUCAUGAACUGGUGAUAUACUGGCUUAAAACAUUAAUUUGUCUGCUCUUUCCUUGAUAAGGCUUGCUUUUAACUCGCAUAUACAACGUACUCAUUAUAAAAAUAACCAAGUUACGUUUUCAAAACUGUUUAGUUAACUAAGUGCUUUUCAGCUAGUAUUUUUUUUAAACCUAUAAAAGUUUUUUCUCUCUCUCUUCAUCUUCUAUAUGCUAUAAUGCUAAUACAUAGCCAUUAUUUUUUUUAUUUUUUUUUGAUAACAUACAUAGCCAUUAUAAUGUCUGUGUAAAACAUCAGUAAAUAUGAAUCGCGUUACUCUCACAAGUAUACAGUCAUGACUCAUGUAAGUAGAUUUGAACGAAUGGAUGCAUUUUCUUGUAAAAUAACAUUUUCUCCGUUACGCCUUUGUGACCAUAUCAUUUUUUUGCUUAAAGCUAAGUUAUAAUUAUGCUCUUUCCGCUAAAAACGGGUUUUGUCUUGUUGGAAAUAAAGGAAUGAAGUGACUCAAAGCGUCUUCCUAAAGCUAAGAUAUUCGAUUUACUGCGUUAAGAAUAACUUUAUUCCAUUACAAAACGCGAACAAUACUUUGAAAACAAAAGCGAGGGAGAAAAAAAACUAAUGUUUGAUUUUGAAGAUGUCCCUAGUGUUGAUAUUCUUGUGCAGUCACCUACUUUAUACGAAUUUACUACCGUACGUAUAUAUAACAACAAAAAACGAAAAAAAUAUACAAGGUGAUCUGAUGAUUGUAACUGUAGUUCAUGAAUACAUGGCAAGUUAAGUAUAAUAAGCAAGUCUAAUUCUGUAACCCUACGCGACGAACACUGCAUGCCAAUAGUAGAAACAGUACGUACGAUCACGAGAUCAAACUUCUACGUACUUUACUUUCUUAGGAUCCCUCCACUUGUAGGCACUAGCGCCAUGCCACGGGUCCCCCUGCAUUAGCUUUAUGGGCCUCAUAAAAGCCCGUGGGACCGUCUCUCCAUCCAUGCACAUGCUUCACAUUAAGCUCUAGCAUGUUGUGUGUAUAUAAAAAUACUAGUCUUAAUACGCAUAUUUAAGUACAUAUAAGCGUAUAAUCUAAUAGCCCUAUAUAUGCCUUUUAAGGAGAAGAGACCGACCGAAGAAAAGACAGCGUUGUGGUCUCCACGAAGGUUACAAAGACUCAUUGUCAUUUGUCACGUGACCACCACUAUUCUUCAGAGUCUUAUAAUAUGUGUGUUAUAUAGCUUAUAUGUAUAAACAUUUAUUUAUAGAAUUUAGAUAGUUUUGUAUUUGCUUGUGGACCAUUCAAGAAUCUUUAGCACUAUACUCUAGUUUCAGGUUAAAUAAGCGAGGGCCUAUAAGAUCUAUAGAAUUUAAUAUUAAGCAUUCAGCAUCAAUAUGCUUUGGCCCAAGACUGUGGACGUUAGUGGGUUUUGCUUUGGGCAUUACAACCGAAGUGUACUUUACCAUGACUUCUAAGCUGAUGGGCUUAACUUUAUAGCCCAUUGCACACAUCUGGAACUUUUUGUGUUGAGAAAUAGUAUUAUUUUUUGCGUUAAGGGUAAUAUUUUUUUAGUGCAUCAUCGUUUUGUCGUUUUCAAAAGUUGUAUGGAAUCCAGUGGUGGCUUGAAACUCUAAUGGAAGAAGUAUGAGCAUCAAUGCUUCUUUGGAGUUUACAUCCUAAUCGUUCCAUUCGAUUAGACUUCCAUAUAUAAACCGCCUAACGUAACGCAUAUUUAACAUUAUUAUUUCUUUUAAAUUAAUUAAGUUAAUCAUCAAACUGCUAAUGUGGGUUUGCUUAAUUUUUAUUUAAAUAUUUUAUGGACACUGAUUAGUAAUUGGUAGUUAAUAAAAAAUAAUAUAUAUAUAUAAAAGAAUCAAAACUAUUUUUCACAAGAAAAUAACAUAAAAUUAAUCAGGAAAAGGAUAUAUAUCGAGAUUUUUUAAAAAUUGGGUUAAAUUAAAUUAAUCGGAAAACCAGAAGACUAAGGAGUUAUUUCUUUUUAUUUGGCUAAUUAAAAACGUUAAUUAUAGAAAAUUAAGAUUCGGUGGCUGAUUUAGAAAAUAUUUCCUUUCUCAAUAUCUCGUCGACUCAAUAGAAGCUUCGAUCGUUUCCCUGAAGAAAAAGAUUUAUCGUUUGCGUCUCCGAUGGCGUCUCACUGGAUCCCUGAAGAUGACUUUCGUCUCAGAAAAUCCAUCGAGAAUGGUGCUUCUCUAGAGUCACUAGCUAAAGGAGCAGUCAAGUUCUCUAGGAGAUUCACACUUUCUGAACUAAGAGAUCGAUGGCAUUCUCUUCUGUACAACUCUCAUGUCACAUCUCUAUCUUCAUCAGUCGCAUUCGAUCACACGUACUCGGAUCAGUUUCUUCCACAAACUCAUCAUAACCAACACAGAACACCAGUCAGGUCGCAGUAUUACACGGCGUGUAAGAGGAGGCGUUUGGAGGAGAUGUAUCCUCUUAGUAACGUUGAUAACAGUGUCAUUAACGAAGAUCUUGAUCACGCUGCGUUUGGAGGAAACGCGUUUGAAGGCUCAGAGUAUUUGGACUUGGAGUUUGAUGCGGUUGAUUUGGCAAUCAUUCAUAACUCUUUCCCAGGUAUCAUGCCUCGAGAAGCUGAUGGUGAUGGAAUGGUGAAUCAGUUAUUCAAUGAUUGUGAUGUUUCGGACACAACAAUAACAGCAAAUGCAUUAGAACAGCUUUUGCUUCAAUCCUUCAACGAGACAACAUCAGUGUCACAUGACCAAGCAGAGACUUGGAUUGAUCCAAAGUAUUUGCCAAGCCAACCUGAGGAGUAUUGUCAUAGUGCUAUGUCAUUGCCUGAUUGGGACCCGCAUCCAGAAGUCAUUAACGGUGUUAUCAUAUGCACUUUAAACAAAGAGUCCGAUGAGAUUCCAGAUAACGAUGAUAUUGACUUUACUAUGUACACACAGAAAGCUCGAAACCUGCCAUCAUCACUGAGGAAGCUUAUGAGACCACCUCCGUAUACAAACAGAGGACCAUCAUCAUCGUCAUCACAAGCCAGAGGUAAUAAUGACAUGUUCCACAGUUCUGGUAGUGGAGAUAGUGUUGUUACAGAACAAGGAAGUUGUUCUAAUGCAUUCAAGGCUAGCUAUACCGAGAAAGCUACUUCUAGUUUUACUACAACUACUUCAACAUCACAACAACAUUAUGAACAUACUUUGAGUUCGGUGAUGGAUAUAACUACUCCAAUGUUACAAGAAGAGGAAGACAACGAUGAAAUUGAGAGUGAUGAAGAUUUGCCUUCAUAUUCAGAUGUUGAAACUAUGAUUCUUGGCAUGGACCUUGAACCGGUUGGUCAAGACCUGUACGAGCUGGAAGCGUCAAGAUAUCGAACUGAGGAAGUGGCGCGAAUGAUAAUGAGAUUAGAGCAGAGUUCUAAGUCUUACAUGAACCGUAACAUCACUUCUCAUGAAGCUUUUGCUAUGCUAUACGGAAGCUCUAAGCAUUACAUUAAUAAACCGGAGGUGUUACUUGGACGAGCGACUGGUGAAUAUCUAGUGGAUAUCGACUUAGCAAAGUCAGGAUCUUGGAAAAAAAUCUCUAGACGACAGGCUCUAAUCAAGUUGAAGAAAGAUGGGUGUUUUGUAAUCAAGAAUCUUGGGAAGUUUUCUAUAUGGAUAAACGAGAAAGAAGUUCAACAUGGAGAGAUUGUUAAUCUCAGUAACAAUAGCUUAAUCCAGGUGAUUAUUUUUUGUUACUUGUGUUUCAAUAUUAGGUUAAAAAGAACCGAAGCUGAUCAAUCUCUUUACGUGUUUGCAGAUACGAGAAAUGUCGUUCAUAUUCGAGACGAACGAGAAAGCAGUCAAAAGAUAUCUAGAUGAAAUUCACAAAUGAAAUUAUAUAUGUAUAUAGCUAUUACUCGUAUUAGUAAAGACUUUUUUUUUUUGAAAAAAAAUAUAGUGGAGAGACUUUAUGUUAAAAUACUUGUACGAUCAUCAAAACGUAACACUUGACAUUGAUCCAAUCAAAAGUUGGAUGAUUUAAAAAGCUGGGGUCUUUUCGUUUAUUUUUUCGAAAAGUCAUCGUAAGAUGAAAGAAAAGGUGAGAAGAACAAAAAUCGAAUCAAUUCGAUGAAGGAUCUAUGUGUGUAUUGAUGCAAAUAAUGGGCAGUGUAGUAUAUAAAAUAAUGUGGGCGUAUUCGUAUACUUUAUAUAUAUAUAUAAAUAAUAAUGUGGGGCGUAUUCGUAUACUUUAAAUUAAUGAAAACUCCCAAAGUGGACCAAUAAAAUCAUUAAAUUCGCUUAAUAGAAAAUCAUGAAUCGCUGUUAAGAUUCGAUGGGUUUCGAUAUUGGCCUACCCACCUUCUGUCCAUACAGAUCCAACUAAUUCCUUUAUUUUAUUCUAAAUUUUAUAAAUACUUUACCAAUGGUGUCAUGAAUAUAGUUUUUUUUUUCGCUUAAAAGUCAUGAACAUAGUUUUUUUUUUUUGUAACUGAAGUCAUGAACAUAGUUACAUAAAUAAAAGAUGAUCACUAUGAAUGAUUUUGAUGACAUAGCAAUGAAACUUUUUUUUGAACAACACAAAGCAAUGAAACUUAAUUUCGAUCUUUCUUUAGUCGAAAACACUAAAAAGAAACGUGUAGAUUAAUCUGAAUCAGAAAAUGAAGUGAAAGAAGAUGAGGUGGUGACCGUCGACAAAGAAAAAAAAGAAGAAGAUGAGGUGGUGACCGAGUCGAAAUCAAAGUGUAGAGUUUCGAACAACGUACGAGAGACACGACGGCCCAGCUAGCCACGUGCGGUCGCUCUUCUUUCCCACCCCUUCGUCCACCUUCAUUUGGGACUAACAUCAAAGUUUACGUUUUGAAAUUCAACGUCUUAAAAAAAUGUCAAUAAUGAAUAAUUGACAUCAUGAACUACCUAAUUUCAGCAAGUUCUUAUGAUUUAUUAACAUCAUCUAGGCUGGGGGUGGGCGUUCGGAUACCCAUUCGGG